GCUGGUUUUGUGCAUUUUAGCUGAAUUUGUAUUUCCAUCCAAAUAGAGCUUGAUGCAAAUUACAAGUAAAAAAUUAACUAUCAUCUAGUAUAUGCUUCAUACAUGCUUCAUACACCAUUUUCUAAAAUAAUAAAUAUAAAAUGAAUCAGAAUAAAUGUAAAUAAAGCAACAAUUGCUUAAACAAAGUCUUAUAGAUAUCAUCUAUACUCCUGGUUAGCAAAAAGAAGCACCAAAUUUAGCUUAUAGGGAUAUCUAGUUGUAAAUCAACUUGUUUUAAUGGUUACCAACAAAUGAGAAUCUACCAUCCCUAGGAAAAGAACUAAAAAGUACAAAUUCAAAAAAUGAUCAAAAUCAAUGGCUUAAAUCAAGGUUUCCUGCUUGCUGAUAUAACUCAUGAUUAAAAUCCAUCCUUGAAAACUUUUUUCCAAACUGUCUUCUUUAGUUAGAAAGAGAAACAUAAAUAUGCACAACUAGUUUUUAGCAUUAAGAUGAUGCAUAUGCAACUUAUAUUAAAAAUCGUAUGAUCUUUGUUUGGCUGAUCUUGAGAGUCCUUACAAACAGAGAAAUGCUGUCAAGCUGUUUGUCUAAAUGGGAGGGGGGAAGAGAGAAAUGGAAGACUUCGGGAGUGGAGGAAAGGAGGAAAUAGGGUGCAUACAGAGGCCCUGACAUGAGGGAGGAGAUGGGGAUGAUGCAGGGAGUCCUUGAAGUAGAGGGGGAUGGGAUGAUGGGACACAGGGCAUUUGUGGAUGAGAAUGGAGGAACGCAAGGAGUCCCUGGAAUGUUCAGUGAGCUCGGCCUACAGCAGCAACUAAAUGUGCAGUCCUCUAGCAGUUCUUCUUCCCGCUCCCACACCACUUGUCCAUCUUCACUUACUACUUGCUGCCUUACUGAGAAUACAAGCUCUUGGGCAAAAAGACUUGUCUGUUUAUAUUUUGUUAAAAUGCUGUUUGCAUCAGUGGCACUGUAUGAACCAAAAUAGUUCUUCGAGUGCUUGCUCAUGUUCGUUCCAUGCUAGGUGUGUGCACGCUGCUUGCACUGUUGCUGGUGAUUUUUCCCUUAGUGGUAUCCGUUGGGUCAGCUCUAGCGCCCUCUGGAUCUGCAUGUGUAUGCACUGGUGUAACACUCUGUACCCCAAAGCAACACCCUGGCACCCCAUAUUUGCCAUGGUGAUAUGAUUAUGAUAUGUUUUGUACAAAGCAUGCCUUGUGAAAUAUCAUUUUAAGUCUUGAUCUGUAGAACGUUAAUAUCCUGUUGGAUUGUAUGUGCUAUCAUUGUAUGGGAAGUUACGAAGUUUUGCUAUGUGUAUGUUACUGAAAUAUGUUGUAAAUUGGAAACACCCAAAACCAGCCUUUGAGGUACAACAAUGGGGCAGACAGAGAUGAUGGCCCAUUAAGCAGAAUACACACUCUCAAAGACUACCUCAGGAACUGUAUACAAUGGAGACCUCUCAGAGAGAGCCCAUAGACAAUGGAGACUGCUUGACUCAUAUCAUAGCAAAAGUUCUUUCCAGCAAGCUGGAAGAACCUAUAAAGGAUGGGAAAUACAUAAUCAUUUGUCCUCUCUCCCCUCACAACACCUGGAAACACAUCUGGAGAACAAAGACUUUGAACGGGAGAGGUGGUCCCAGGCUGAAGAGGAAAAUUCCAGACUGUGUAUUAAGGAACGAUACCAUGAGGGCUUUAAGGAAACGAGAUGCUAAAGCUGAUGAAAUGGAAGGACUGAUGCAAAAUAAACUUUUGAAAUCUGAAAAUGAAAAGAGCAAACUUGAGCAGGAGUUGAAGCGGUCCCAGAGGAAGUUAGAUCAGUCAGAAGGCAGUCGAGAAGCUCUUCUGCAUCAGAUUGAGGAUCUCCAUUCCCAAUUACUGAGAGCGGAAGCGGACCGCAUGGAUUUGCAGCAUCAAGUUUCACAGGUUGCCCUGCACCGCCAAAGCUGCCAUGAUGAGCAAGAGGACAACAGGAGAAUUAGAUCAGUUGUUGAAAGGUCUGAGCGGGAGAAGCAAGAGUUGGAGAAACAGAUCCUGGAGUUAAGAGCAAAGCUGAAUCAUAGUGCUGUCAUGUCAGAGGUAGAGGAGCUGAAGCAAUGCAUAGAGCACAAGGACAAGGAGAAAGCACAACUUGCAAUGCACAUAGAGGUGUUAACAUCUGACUUGGAAAACAGGGAGAAGCAGCAGCAAAGGAUGCUGGACCAGCUGAAGGAGAUACAGAGCUGCUACAAGGCCUGUGAGAGUGAACGUAGGCAAACUGAACUCCAAACUGCUGAGCUGGCCCAGCAACUUGAAGAGUCUACUAAGGAAGCAGAUCGGUACCUUGCUGAAUUCAGGCAGUCUGAGACCCUUAGGCUAGAGACUGAGAAGAAGAAAGAAGAGUUGAAAGUGAAAGCUCAGGAAUCCAUUCGACACUGGAAGCUAAAAUAUAAGAAACUGGAACGUGAUAUGGUGAAACAGAAUGAAACCAUCAAUCAGCUGAUGGACAAGAGCAAUCAGGUCCUUAAAGAAAAGGAUGACUUGAAGGCUCAGCUUCUCUCUGCUAUACAUCAAAUAGAAAACCUUCGAAAGGAGCUGAGUGAUGUGCUUACAAAGAGGGCCCAGCAAGAAGAGGAACUCCACUGUAAGGAGGUGAAGCUCAGUGAAACCAAGUCUCAACAGAUAGUUCUUGAGCAAGAGAUCAGGGAAGUCCAAGAUACAGCAAAUAAACUGGAGAGUGAGUUGCAAAAGCAGAUUCUGGUACAGAACCAGAUGAGAAAUGAAAAAGAACGUUUAGAGGAAGAGCUUGAAACAGCUAACACGAUCAAUGAAAAAGACCAGGAAAGAUUCUUAGAGAUGCAAGAAGAUAUAAAAAACUUAAGUGCUAUUCGAGCAGAGCUGACAAACAGAAUAGCAGAGGAAGAGAAAGCCAAGAAAGAGAUUCUCAAGAACUUUUCAGACCUUCAGAAACAUCAGGAGUCUAAGCAAGAAGAGAUGACUACAACUAGUUGGCAGCUGAAGACGGAGAGAGAUGUUCACCAACAGGAGCUGGCAGAUCUUAGAUCAGAGUUGCAGAAUGUGAAAACAAAGCAUGAGAGAAAUGUUCAAGAGCUGAUAAAGCUCUUUAGGCAAGAAAAGGAUGAGGCAGAGAACCACAUUAGGAGGCUGAAGACAGAACUUAUAGAUGAGAAAAAUGUAGUAAAAGCUCAGCGUCGACAGGUGGAGAAGAUGAAAACUGAAUGUGAUAAGCUAACAGAAGAGUUAACCCAGGGUGAAGAGGAAAACAAAAAACUUAGAUGGAAAUAUGAGUUUAUGAAACAGGAACUGGAGGAAAAGGAUAAACAGAUAAGCAGUGAAGAAGAUCAUUUGAGGAGGAUGGAGGAGUCCAGAUUACAGUUUAGGGAUCAGCUGCGUUGUCUAGAGACAGAACAAGAAUCCAUUCUCACCAUGAUAGGAAGUGAAAUUGAUGCAGCUUGUGAAAUCCUUUCCAGGGACUCUGUGGAGAAAUUCAAAGCAAUAUCACUUACACCUGGGUUAAAGAAUGACCCUCAUCGCUGGUUAGCAGAAACAAAGACUAAACUUCAAUGGAUGUGUGAAGAGGUGAAAGAGAGAGAAAGCAAGGAAAGGAAGCUGCGGCGCCACCUAUUGCAGAGUCGAGAGCAGCUUGAGCACUUGACACUGAGCACGGAGUGUGAGCGUCAAUCUCUCUUUGAACAAAUAAAAAAUCAAGAACAUGUCCUGGAGGAAGUUAACAGAGAAAAGAGAGAUCUGCUGGAGAAGACUCACAGGAGAGAGGAAGAAAUGAGAGCUCUACAGGAGCGUAUCAUGGCCUUAGAAACAAGUACCCGAAUGGCCUUGGACCAUCUAGAGUCUGUUCCUGAGAAACUGAGCCUUUUGGAAGAUUUCAGAGAUUUUGGAGAAUCUCAUCGUCAGAAGGAGAUAAUUGAAGAGAGAUACACUAAAUACAAGGAAAUUGUGGGCUCUCUACAGCAGCAGCUGGAGGAUUCAAAGCGCAGAAUCAAAAACUUCAAAGAUGAGAAAAUGGAUGCUGAUGUUUCUGACAUACAAGCGGCAGCUUUCUCCUCCAACUGGCGGACUAAAACCAGCUUUAUGUCCAGCUCACUGCUUUCAGAUUCAGGCUCAUUUAUGAGAAGAAUGGUUCCUUUCGAUUUAAAUACAACCAAGGAAGAUCCCAUUAGUAUUACUAUCAAUGAAAUGAAGUCACACGCAGAAAAAGAGAAGCACUAGAGCAGCUAAAAAAUUAUGCAAAAACAUGGCAGCUUUACUUGCUGGAGGUUCAAUUCUGCUCCAUUGUUUUAAAACAGUAAUUCUGUCUGCAAUCAAGCACAGUUGCACUUAUAGGAGUGAUGCAGCUUCAGUAACUCAUCAAUUGCCAAAUAUUGACUGAAAGUUCAUAGUUGUUUCAGGGGAGUGAGCCUUUUUAAACCUGAAGAUAACGGUAUGUAUCACAUCUGCGAAAGGGUUUCAUGGCAUAAAGCUUUGUCCUCUUUGCAUUCGUUUCUGUAGUUCGCCUGACUAAAGUUCAUUCUUGCUUAUAGCAUACAUGGAUUCUAGAGAUUACUAUCUGAAAAACUAGUACACAAACUUUUACUAUGAGCAAAAUUACAGUUGUAAGGAACUUUGGGUGACACUUAAAUUUAGGCAUCAUUUAAUAAUGAUUAAUAAUCAAGAAACAAUUACUAGAAAUGACUUUUGUCCCAAUACAUUAUAAGAGGCUUUAUAAUAUGUUGCAGCGAAAUGUAUACAUGAUUUUAGGUAUUUCAGUUUAUAAAAACCAUGUAACAGGUCAUUAACUAUUAGAAAAGAAUCCAGUCAGCAAAGUUUAAAACUUAGAACCAAAGUUCCCCAAAGUUGGAGGGAAUUUAGAUCAUAGUUUGGUGCAGCCUAUCUCUGUUGUCGGGGUUUAGAAUUAUUUCUAAAAUAUAAUAUUUUAUAAUCCGAUGGUAUGGCAAAAAGGCAUUAUUAUCUAAUGGUUAGAGCAAGAGAAUGGCAGUCAGAAGACUGGUUCUCAGCUCUUCUCCUAAGUCACUGUGUGACUUUUUGCAAAUAACUUAACCUCUCUGUGCCUCAGUUUCCUCACCUGCAAAAUGACCUCCUGAUGCCGAUCUUUGUUAAGCACUUUGAAAACCUUCGAUGAAAGGUGAUAUAUGAGCAUGAAACAUUGUUCAUUUUUAAAAGCAACUUCUAAUAACCACUUAGUUAUUCUUUUUAUUUUAUAUUAAGUAUUUUGAAAUUUCACCUUCAUUUUAAAAUGUUACUGAUUAUUCAUAAUUCUGGAUGUCCUUCUUGCUUCUGAUGAUCCCAUUCCAUUCAAAUCUGAUACAUUUCUUAGCUUACUAAAGUCCCCAACAAACCACUAUUGUAGCAUCUUCCACUAUCUCAAGAAUCUUAAAUAUUUGCACAAGUCCUGGUUCAGUUUUAUGAUACAUGCCUAUCUUUAGUGUUCCAGGUUGAGUUUCCACUAAAGUGCCUUACUGGCCAAACACACCAGGGAGUAUCAGAGUAAUAUGAAUUACAUUGCAAUGGUUCAUUUAUGUCAGCCUUUUCUUGUAUAGAGAGCCCUCUCCUUCUUUGAAAGACUGUGGCACUUUUACCAGCAAUGUCAGUAGAGAUGGAACCUUUAGUAGCAGUUUCCAGGUCAUUAUGUGCCAACUAAGAAACAGGCAGGCAGUGCUUUUAAGGAGUUUACUGCAGACAGAUUCUGCUCACAGCUGGGACAAUGGGGAGUCUGUUGGAGCAAGCCCUUUAUACUCAGCAUUGUUCCAAGCAUACCUUAUUGCUGAGAGUAUUAACAGCAUAGACUCCGCAGAAAGGGAGAUGAGAAGAUACACUCGAUUAUUGCUUUGCAUUAAUUUUAUGUGCGUAUGGUAACUUCUUUGUAUGAAAACAGCUAUUGACUAUUUUUCUUAUGUCUCAUAAAAGACUGGCUUAGCCUUUCUGAAGAUAUUCUCUUUGCCUUCUAGAUGUGCAUAGUGUAGGCUGUAGCUGUGCUGGCAUUAGCCCUUUACAGAUUGCGGGCGCAUUUCCUACCUCGAAGGCCCAGAAAAGCAUAACAGGGUCAUCCAUCUCUUCCAAUCCCAAUGGCUGUGUCAGAGCCAGAAUAAAAAAAACUACACAAAAGAACCCUCUCUACUAGUGAAAAUAAGGUUAAUGAAAACUUGUUUCUGUCAUAGAGUAGGAAGGAGCAUGAACAUCAUGAAAUAUGGGAUUAACUCAGUCCAUAGUUGCCCUAAACUAAACCAACUGUAAAUGUAUUCAGCAUUUGUAAUUUAUUUUUUAGUUAAAUCAGGUAACAGCUGGAAAUUGGUGUUUAAAACACUUCAGCCAGUUUGCCUGGUGAAAUGUUGGAAAAUCAGAAAAUAAGAUAUUCCCAGUUUCCAGAGUUUAUGGUGCAUACAGAUAAUGGUUAAAAGAAAUAUAGGACGGUCAAUUUAAAAUAAAAACUGUUGUUUUGCAACACAGUAAAUUGUGACCUUAAAAUAGACCACAUUGCAAGAUCUUUUUUAAAAGAACCCCCUACAGUUUGAAUUGCUGGAUAGAUAGAUGUGUAUCAACCACCUUUUACUGAAUCUGGAACAACUUCCAUAGUAAAUGCCUGUUUGUAAGUGGACUAGGCUGAAACCUGGCAACUGAGAGCCUCAUUUCAGGAGCAAAAUUAUUAUUCUUGUAAAAAUAAAAAUCUCUUCGCUUUUCCUAAGGAAUGUGAAAAAAAGCUGGAUAUUCAUUGCUUCUGGCUCUCUUGGCUUGUAUUUAUUAUUUCUUACUUGUGUUUACUAAAAGUAGUUUAGUUAGUUUUAAUAAUUGUGUUUUUCCAUUCUCUGACUACUACAUUUAAGCAGUCUAAGCUCCAGGACAUGCUUUCAAAAUGCUCUAUAAAUACAUUCACACAAUAGAAUGAAAAUGACUAUAGGGUGAAUUAUACUGGCUUUAAAACUCCUUAAAUAUGUUAAUUCUUUACAAAUUGGGCCAUGUGAUAUCUUCUCCCAAGCAAUUUAUUUCCUUUUUGUAAUUUAUCAAGAGGGUUGGGAGAAAGAAAUUAAACCACAAAAACAUUAAAGGAACUUUUUAAUGGGUUGGUGUAAGCUUUCCAAACCCAGGAAAUUCUUUCCUAAACUUACCCUCUUGGCACUGCAGCCCAGAUAAUGUAUAACAUCGGCCUGAAUUCUGCCUUAGAUAGAGGAUCAUAUUUCCAGCAAUACCUCAGUUGUAAUACAGUGAAUUAAUUUCCUUCCUAAUGAGGGUUAAAGUCUCUUUCCUGACACUAUUUAAAAAUGUCCUUUUGUGGUUUAAUAAAUGAUAGUUUUUCAUCUUGGCAAAAAUAUUAUUCCUCCUGACCAGUUUCUGAUUCUAAAGUAGAAAAUCAGAUUGUUCAUUUGAAACAUUUUGUGCAUUCACUAUCCUAAAAUUACUAGCCAUUUCAUUCAUCAUAGAUCCUCUGUAUAUUAUUUAAUUCAUUAAUGGUCUAAUCCUUGCACACAUGAGCGCUUUCAGUAUGCAAGAAAAACACCACAUGUUGUGGUAUCCAAGCAUCUUCAGUUGAAUUACUUCAGUUUUACAUUGUCCCGCAGUUCUCUAGAGCUUCAUCUGGAACCUUAUAUAUUUUCAAGCUUUGGCAGCCAUGUAAUCCAGUGAUGCCUGCUUAAUGGUAAACUUUCUUCUACUUGAAUGGCCAAGUCAGACUCCUAGUACACCUAUAUUUAAAAACCUUGCCUAUUGGAUGUAAUCAUUAAUUAGUCAAACAGCUGAUUUUUAUGCUCAAAUUAGGUUCUUCUAGAAACAACUGCAAAGAAAAAAAUAGAGCUAGGCACAGAGCACCAUGUCUCCCUCUUGUGGAGCGAAGAGUAGAGAGGGCAGGGAUAGAUCGCCACAUGGAGAAGCAAUGCAGCCUUUUUUCUCCUCAAAUUUUUCAUGGAAAUGAGAGGUUUCAACAGGAACGGUACUGAAGUUUUGUGCAUUCAUCCAUCACCCACAUCUCUACUCCUCCUUCCAGCUUUUCCUCAAAACAGAUUUGAAUGGAUUAGAAUACCCAGGCCCUAAGAAAAUACAGUCAUCUUGUUCCCUACAGUCCUCUUUUGGGUGGGAGAGUGUUUGUUCCCACAUCCCAUGUUUUUCUCUUGGACAUGUUUCCACAACAUGGCCUCUUAAGUGACCCUGCACUAGAUCAGGGAUUCUCAAAGCCGGUCCGCCACUUGUUCAGGGCAAGCCCCUGGCAGGCCGGACCGGUUUGUCUACCUGCCGCGUCUGCAGGUUCACCCGAUCGCGGCUCCCACUGGCCGUGGUUCGCCGCUCCAGGCCAAUGGGGGCUGCAGGAAGGGCAACCAGCACAUUCCUCGGCCCGCAUCGCAUC
Molecule: messenger RNA, 8331 nt
Organism: Caretta caretta (loggerhead turtle)
Lineage: Eukaryota; Metazoa; Chordata; Testudines; Cheloniidae
Gene: CEP128
Product: centrosomal protein 128
Cellular component (GO): centriole; spindle pole
Source: RefSeq, a predicted model, not a curated record